UUCAAAUACAACGGUACAGUGCAGACAUCGAAUCGAUUUCCACCGAUAUUCUGAAGAUUUCAUACACAGUUGAUGCUCUUGUCCGCAUGUGCCUAUUGCUUUGCGCAAAUUUAAACUCGUCCUCCCGUCUCUCCCCGACUUCGGAGCCGUCUCCACCUUCACAAUGCCCCACACGACCUCGAAAGUCGUAGUAACACGCAAUCUGAUCGAUGAAGCACAACAACUACUAGAAGCUGAUAACUCAUUGGAGAUUGUCCAAUGGAAGAGCGAUCAACCAUGCGAUCGAUCUUGGUUGCUGGAGAAUGUGAAAGGGGCAUCUGGCAUCCUGCUUAUGCUAUCAGACAAGUGCGACGAUGAGCUAUUGCAAGCAGCGGGGGAACAACUGAAAGUUGUUGCAUCUUUCUCGGUUGGGACCGACCAUGUGGAUCGCGAGGCUCUGAAGAAGCGCAACAUCCGCCUCGGAUACACACCGACAUGUCUGACUGAUGCUGUUGCGGAUCUGUCGGUCAUGCUUAUCUUGAUGGCGCAAAGAAGAGGUGGAGAAGCGAUGGGGAAGGUGGCGAUGGGAGAGUGGAGUUCAAUGCCAUGGCAUCCACUGCUCAUGGUGGGACCGCAAAUACGCGGAGCAACUGUCGGAUUCCUGGGGUUUGGGAGAAUAGCCCAGGCAACGUUGAAGCGUCUCAUACCCUUUGGUAUCAGCCGUGCGCUCUACUUGACAUCCAGAGCCGGCCAACCUGCGAAGGACGAUCACUACGGUCUACUGAAAGAACCCUCGGUCCCAACCGAACCGGCAAAGAGCUGGGAGGAACUGGCUAGCGAGAGCGACGUCGUUAUCGUAGGCUGCUCGCUGUCUCCAAGCACCAAGCAUCUAGUCAAUGCGGACUUCUUCGCAAAAAUGAAGAAGCUUGCGGUUCUCGUUAAUAUCGCACGCGGGCCGGUUGUUGAUACCAAUGCCUUAGUGGAGGCACUCGAGAAGGAGGAAAUCUUUGGAGCAGGGUUGGAUGUGAUCGAGAACGAGCCGAACAUUCCGGCCGAUCAUCCAAUAUUGAAGCAGCCUCGAUGCGUUUUGCUGCCACAUAUUGGGUCCGCGACGAUUGACACAAGAGUGGACAUGGCGACGGAGUCGGCGAGGAACUUGUUGGCGGGUCUCAGAGGGGAAGCCAUGGUGAAUGAGGUUGAGUUGUAGAUCCUCUGUCAUAUUGAAUGUAAGCAAUAAAGCAUGCAAACACCAACGUUGAGAAGGUGCUUCGUUCGCGCAAUUACUAUGGCCAAAUUCGCCAUUCAGAAUAGGACCGGGCAGCCAGGACGCUUCAAGCAACUACAAUAUUAGAGCUACGUAC
Molecule: messenger RNA, 1340 nt
Organism: Westerdykella ornata
Lineage: Eukaryota; Fungi; Ascomycota; Dothideomycetes; Pleosporales; Sporormiaceae
Exons: 2
Coding region: 164-1186 (340 amino acids)
Cellular component (GO): cytosol
Molecular function (GO): hydroxypyruvate reductase [NAD(P)H] activity; NAD binding; glyoxylate reductase (NADPH) activity
Source: RefSeq, a predicted model, not a curated record